UAUGAAUGACCAAAAGUCUGACAUAAAAAGUAGUCCAAAGGCUGAUCUAAAGGAUGAACAUAAAUCUGAACAUAAGAACGAUCUUAAGAGUGAGCCGAAAUCUGAACCGAAAAGUGAACCGAAGGCUGAAGCAAAAGGUGAACAAAAAGCUGAGCCAAAAGAUGAGCUGAAAGAUGAGCAAAAGACGGAUGAAUAUAAAAACCUUGAUUUUGAGCAAAUGAAAGCCAAGGCCCCAAAGCUCUUGGCUCAUAUGGUACGCAUGCUUAUCACAUGGCAAAAAAUGGGCUUCCAUGUGCCACGAGGUGUCAGGAACAUAUUUGAGUUUACCUGGGACGAGCUCAUAGAGAUAGCACCAAGAAAAUCUUUCGCUGGUUUAUAUUGUCCAAUUGUCAAAUUCCUCCCCUAUGACGAGGCUGAGCUGGCCCAGGCAACUGUAUCAAGAAUUCAAAAGGUGGGUGCUACACCCUCAGCGAGGACAGCUAAUUAUAUGGUUUCCCUUGAAAGUCAGCCGAUGCUCAUGAAAUUCCAAAAACGGUCUAUACAUCUCCUGACAGAACUUCUGAAGUUAAAGAUGAAGAUAAUGAUUGAUUCCGUUGCUGGUCCCAAUGCUGACGAGCUUGCAAAACGAUUCCUGGAAACUGGUCAACAGCUAAGCCCCAAAACCCGGGAGGAAGCAGCGGAGCUUAUGAAAGAACCCAGAAGGAAAGGGCGUAGUACAGUCCAAACGGCGCCAGCAAUUCCUAUAACUUCCACUACCCAACUCAUACAGCAAAUGUCAUUGUCCUGCCUUUGCUUUUCAUUGUCAUUCAAAGAGGUCAAACCACAAAAGAGCUCAGGUGGUGGCAGCGGCAUUGGUCAAGGCAAGGAGUCCAUUUUAUCUGACAGAUUUGAUCCAUGUCCUGAAGCAAGGGGGAAGCUCCGUGAAAUAUGCCGCCAAAUAGAACAUGAGAAGUCUGUAGCCAGAGCAAAGGGCCACGUGAGACCCCUAAUACUGAAGAAUUAUGCAACUGUGCACAAGUCACCAUCUCAGGCCUUGAGAAGAGCUUCCCUGUCUCAAUUAGCCGCUGAGAUCAGACGUUCAAAAAUGAAAAAGUUAUUCUUUUCCAUUCCUAAUGGAACAUCACUGAUUUAUUAUCCGUCCGGAAAUAUUGCAGUUUUCCAAUUUCCCACAUGCUGCAUUGCAAAGACAAUCACCUUUCUGUUUCAGGAUGUUCCAACUCAAGGACUUUUAGGCAUAUUUUCCCCAGGCCACUCAUGUCUGUCUUACUCCUUUAAAUCAAGCUUUUCUGUGGCGUUACUGAUGAAUCAGGAAGGUGGGAUAGUUAGAGACAAAUAUGGCCAUUUAACCCACCGCUGGAGCUGGUAUUCCCGAAAAGAAGUUCUUCAGUCAUUAGAUUUUCAGAUAAAUGAACAUUUAAAAUUAAAGGUUCUCAGCCAAAAUUCCAUGACCAUUACUUUUGCUGCCUUGAAUGAAACCAUCACCUUAUCUUUGAUAAGACCUGGAUGUCUGCAUGUAUGCAAGGCUGAUAAGCAGUUGACUUUAAAAAACAUUGAAGCUAAUGAGAAAGAACAUUGGAGAAGAAGCCUUAUUGACAUUAAGAGGAGGUUUGAGAAAACUAUAAAGCAAUUUAUAAACAGUGUUUUGAUGAUUUCAGGGAUAUGCUGCAUAGACUAUCCACCUGAGUUUCGUACACAACCUGUGAAGUGUAAAAAAGCAGACUCGCCACUACAGACCUGGAAUCGAAAGCUAAGAGAAGAAGCUAUGGCUUCAGCUUCAAAACCAAAAGAGAAACGAGCUGUCAGGCCAACUAGUUAUCGCCCAAUUAAAAGAAAAUUUAGGCCUCCCUCACGAGCCAAAGAAGAGAGCCCAGAUGUAAGCCCUACCCCUGAACCGUGGGCAAUUUUUCCUAUGGAGUGUCCAAUUGUGCUGCGCAAAGUUCUGACCAAAACUAAUGACGGCUUAGGUUGCAAAUGUGUAGUAAAAAUCCCAUUAAUUACAGAUUUGGAAUUUGAAAAGUUUAUCACUGCCCCAAGACACCCUCAACAAGUCAUUGUGAUAUGUGUGUUGUCACCACAAAAACAUUCCUUCUCUCCUUUCUUUGAGUGGUCUGUUGAACAGCUGUACAUAAAGUUGCAGCAUGGCCGUCCCUCACCUUGUAUUCAGAGCAAGCAUGAUUCCUACCGUUUCCUGAAAUAUGAUCUAGAGAAUCCACUGAAUAAAACGCCUCCUCUUCUGGUGCAGAAACAUGGUGUCGUUCCUGGAAUGGUGGUGAUGUAUGCCGGAGGGAAGCUGCUCUUUGGGAGCUGUGUUUUCAACGGAUACAGCUUCAGUAAGAAGGACCUGAUGAAACAGAUCAACCAAGUUUGCCUUGACUGCAAAAGAGGUCACUUCCUGCCACAGAGCUUCAAAUUUAGUCCUAUUGCUGAACCUCCGAAGAAACCCUCUUAUCAAAGUUUAGAAAGUCUUUAUAUUACCAGUAUUAAGGAAUGUGAAGAAGAGCAAGAGCCUGUUGUUGAAGAGAAGAUAGAAGUAGAAGAGAAGAAAAAAAGUGCUGGCCGUGGAAAGAAGAAAACAAAGAAAUAGUAUAAUGAGAUUGGAAGGUUAUUGUUAUUUGUUUGUUUAUUUAGCACAAAUAUUCAUGGUGGUCUGAAUCUAAUGCCGUUACAGAUGCUCAAUACAGAUAUAGCCAAGUGGAUUGCGUCCAUUAUACAGCAAACCACAUCCCAAAAGUAUCUGCCUUAUUAUCAUCAUCCGUCCCAUAAAGGAACUUCUUUCUUUCCAUAAAACAUCUUAUCUUUCUAAAACAUCUGGAGAUCCAUUCCCAGCAAAUAUUGCAGAUCUCCUUACCUUGUUCUACAGAAAUAAAACAUCUCAAGACUUUGGAAAGAAAACAAUAGUUGUGGUCAGACUGAUGUGCAGGAAGCAUAGCAAGUUUGGUGAGUUGAUAGGGCAGAGAGGAAAGGACAGCUAAGAUGGGAUACAGCAAAUAAACAAAUGAAAUGAAAGGCCAUUAGAGAUCAUUGAAAAUGGAAUUAGUUAAAUUAUCACCACCACCACAUUCAUGGUAUUCUUAUAUGAGCUCUUAUGGGAUUUCUAGCAGCAAUAUAGAAAGAAUAUCAAUAUUUUUUAAUAUAUUAAGGGAUUAUUUUGCUUGAAGGGUUGUUUAAGCAUUUGACAGAUUAUAUGAAAUAGUAAGAGUGAAAUUAAGACAUGGAUAAUUAUUAUUAUUUUAGUUUUUGGCACCCACAACCUCCUUCAAAACCAUACAAUGAUGUCCAGCA
This is a messenger RNA of Thamnophis elegans (Western terrestrial garter snake), 3282 nucleotides long. RefSeq names its product chromosome 2 C3orf20 homolog (gene FAM194C). The record is from RefSeq and is a predicted model, not a curated record. The coding region runs from base 2 to 2584 and encodes 860 amino acids. NCBI's taxonomy places the organism in Eukaryota, Metazoa, Chordata, Lepidosauria, Squamata, Natricidae. The transcript is spliced from 15 exons.